Messenger RNA from Aspergillus ibericus CBS 121593, 885 nucleotides. RefSeq names its product putative calmodulin. Gene Ontology annotation, cellular component: cytoplasm; myosin II complex. The coding region runs from base 1 to 885 and encodes 294 amino acids. The record is from RefSeq and is a predicted model, not a curated record. The transcript has 3 exons. NCBI's taxonomy places the organism in Eukaryota, Fungi, Ascomycota, Eurotiomycetes, Eurotiales, Aspergillaceae. Gene Ontology annotation, molecular function: cytoskeletal motor regulator activity; calcium ion binding; myosin heavy chain binding. Gene Ontology annotation, biological process: mitotic cytokinesis; actomyosin structure organization.
AUGGUCACCUCCAACGCCCCCUUCAGGCCGUCACCCUUAUCGUUUGGCUCCCCUCGAACCUCUCCAUUCCGCCGCCCCUCCACCCCCAACUCGCCUCCGCAAGGCCGUUCCAGCCCACCCGGCAGCUCUCCCAACCGCGGUUACACUCCAGUCCAGUCUCCCAGCAAACUGAAGGAAUCAUACACCGUCGAGGAAGAUGACACCACAUCACCUAAGAGCAAACCCAGAAGCCCCAUACCACAGCCUCGAUUUACGCGAGACGCCCCCUCUUCGCCAACGAGGGGUGCCCAUUCCCCAGAUCCGUCGUCAUCGUUGAUGGAAGCAAAGGCCACGAACAUGAUGGCAGCAUCGUCCGACGCGGCAGCCAAACUAUCCCCCGCCCAGCUGCGGGAAAUCCGGGAGGCGUUCCAGGUCCUGGACCGAGACAAUGAUGGGUUGGUGGACAAGGAGGAUGUCGCAGAUGUCCUUACGAACGUGGGCCAAGACCCCACAGCUCUUUCCAGAUUCUUUCCUCUGGGAGGUCCCCAAACCAUCAAUUUCCCCACCUUUCUCAAUACCCUUUCGCAGCUCCUCGCCCCCCUUUCAUCCCGCCAAGAGCUCAUGAACGCCCUAGCGGCCUUUGACGAGGACGAUAGCGGUCAGAUCGAUGUGGACGAGCUGCGCGAUGCCCUACUACAUACGGCGACCGAGGAGGGGGAUUUGCCGCUGAGCGACCGGGAAAUCAAUGAUGUGCUGAGUGGAUUUACGGGGCGCAGAGCGUUUGGAGGGAAAGGGGCUCGAGUGACGGGCGGAGGCAAGAGAGGGGAGGUGUUCCGAUACCAGGAUUUUGUGAGUGGGAUCAUGGGAGGGACCGAGAAUGGACAGGCGAAUCGACGCGGCGCCUGA